Molecule: messenger RNA, 1495 nt
Organism: Crotalus tigris (Tiger rattlesnake)
Lineage: Eukaryota; Metazoa; Chordata; Lepidosauria; Squamata; Viperidae
Gene: RHOC
Product: ras homolog family member C
Exons: 5
Coding region: 162-743 (193 amino acids)
Biological process (GO): small GTPase-mediated signal transduction
Cellular component (GO): neuron projection
Molecular function (GO): GTPase activity; GTP binding
Source: RefSeq, a predicted model, not a curated record
UAGCUCCUCCUCCCAGGCGGGGCAGGAGGCGGCCGGAGCGGCUCUGACAAUCCCGAGAAGCCAGUCCACUUCUGCUCUCUCUUCUCCGUACCGAGGAGGCGAAGAUCCGGGCUGCCGGAACGAGACUUCGUGCUAAAGUAGCCUCCCGCCCUGGGCCGGCCAUGGCAGCCAUCAGGAAAAAGCUGGUGAUUGUGGGAGAUGGUGCCUGUGGCAAGACAUGCCUAUUGAUUGUUUUUAGCAAGGACCAGUUCCCAGAGGUCUAUGUACCAACAGUCUUUGAAAACUACAUUGCAGAUAUUGAAGUAGAUGGGAAACAGGUGGAGCUGGCCCUCUGGGAUACAGCUGGGCAAGAGGAUUAUGACAGGUUGCGGCCUCUCUCUUAUCCUGAUACAGAUGUCAUCCUUAUGUGCUUCUCCAUUGACAGUCCAGAUAGUUUAGAGAACAUACCAGAAAAAUGGACACCUGAGGUGAAACAUUUUUGCCCAAAUGUGCCCAUCAUCCUUGUAGGCAACAAGAAGGACUUGCGGAAUGAUGAACACACACGCAGAGAGUUGACAAAGAUGAAACAGGAGCCUGUGAAGCCGGAAGAUGGCAGAGACAUGGCGAAUAGGAUCAAUGCAUUUGGCUACCUUGAAUGCUCGGCCAAGACAAAGGACGGAGUGCGGGAAGUGUUUGAAAUGGCCACCCGGGCUGCCCUGCAAGUCAGGAAGAACAAAAGGCGCAAAGGUUGCCCCCUUUUUUAGGAGAGUGUUGGCAAAAGUUGUGACUGUGCUGUCUGAAGCGUACACUUGUUUCACAGAUUGCAUGGAAGCAAGCAUGGAGUCUCGAUAGAUAUGAACAGUACAAAUUUAAUAUGAUAGCUGGCUGACUUCAGUCUCCAUUCCUCUGCACAUAAAAGGUCACCCAGGGUACUCAACAGCGGUCUUUCCUUGGGCGGUAUGUCUGUACCAGGGGUAGGCAACCUUGGCUCUUUUAUGACUCGUGGACUUCAACUCCCAGAAUUCCCAAGCCAGCAUGGCUGGCUCAGAAAUUCUGGGAGUUGAAAUCCACGAGUCAUAAACGAACCAAGGUUGCCUACCCCUGGUCUAUACCAUAAUUUUGUAUGCUUGGGAAGCCACAAGAAAUCAUUUGAAACCUUUUUGUAACGAUUUGAAUAUAGGGCCAACAGUUUAUAUGACUUAAUUCUAUACUUCUUGCUCUUUUAUACUAAUUCUAUAAUUUGGUGCUUGUAUGGAUUUUCACAGCUUUAUGUUUUCACAAAUAACAGAAGAUAGAUUUUUGGAAUUCUGCAACAUAUGAAGCUGGCCUACAUGCCAAUGUUUGCCAGUCCCCCUCCACAACCGGAAAAGCAAGGGGCUGCCAAAAUGUUCAUAUGAAUGUCUGGGUGGAAUUGACAUCUAUUGUGAUUAGUGUUCUCUGUUGCACUUCUGUCUGAGGGGCAUGUUUGUGUUUUGAUAUUAUAUUCUCAGUUCCUUAUUAAAUUAAUUUGAUUUUA